UCUGGUGUGCAACAACAAUAUUCAUUUCCUCCUUAUGAAGGUGAAAAAAUCGGAAAAGAAAACUACUCACAAGUUUCAAAUUCUCAUCAAAUGCAAUGGCCAGAUCAAUCUGCUGUUCCUAGUCAAACAAGAUUUUCGUCUCAAGGAACAUCUGUUAUGUUAAAUUCUCUAUCCCCACAACCUAUGUUAAAUACUCAAGGACCAGAAUUAAUGUCACAAGGUAUGCAGCAUGUGAUACCAAACUCUCAAACCCUACCAAUAUUAAACCAAAGUUCAUCUGUGAUGUCAAACACUCAAGGACCAAUUAUGCCUAAUUCUCAAAGUGCAAUGAUGUCAAAUCUUCAAGGAACUGUAAUGCCAAAUUCCCAAGAAAAUGUAAUGUCUAAUCCUCAAGGAACAAUGAUACCAAAUACCCAAUCCACAUCRAUGGGUUUGGGAAAUCCAAGAGUUCCUCACUUCCCAAAUCAUUCAUACCAGCAAGACCUAGAAUAUGAACAAUCAUAUCGAAACAGUUAUCGAUAUAACUCCCCUCAAUGUAGAUCUCAUGAAACAACUGCAUUACAACCGGACUCUUCAUGUCAACCACUUCACCAACCAUAUCAAAAUGAAAUGGCAUCACAAGAAUAUUAUGAAAAACAUACACAUAGUAUGUACCAAACAGAACAAAUGCAAUAUAAUAAUUAUGAUAGUCCAAGAACUCAAGGGAGUUGUCGUUUCAAUUGUUCUAGUCAUUGUGGACACUAUUGUAAUUCAAGUGAUCAAAAUCCUAGUUAUGGUAACCAAAUAAACUCAUAUCAACAUCAACCACAGUCACAGUCACAGCCUAUACGACAGAAUGAAUCUAGGAAUCAUGAAUAUUAUCCAGAUGUGUACCAAGAUCAAAAUAAUUAUACAGAAUCUUAUCCGGACAAUAGAAAUAAUCCAACACAAGAAUAUCCAUCACAAUAUGAAUAUGAGCCACAAUCUCAGUCACAGUGCCAUCAUCAUAUGGAUUGUAAUUUAAAAAAUAAUGCUUGUGUUGCAAAUAAUAACCAAAGUCCCGUUGAGGUCCCACAAAUAAGACCACAAGUUAAACAAGUACAACAACAAAAUAAUACACAAAAUAUACAACAAUCAAUUACAAAACCACCAAGACCUCAACAUAGAUCAACACCUCCCUGGCAACUCAAUAAACAUCAACAAAUACAGCAACAACAAAUACCUCAACAACAAGUACAGCAACAACAAAUGCAGCAUCAACAAAUACAGCAACAACAAACACCGCAACAACAAUUACAGCAACAACAAAUGCAACAUCAUCAAAUACAGCAACAACAAUAUGUACUGCAACAACAAACAUCGCAACAAGAAAGUUCUAAACAAAUAGUUGAGGAUCGAGUACCUCCCAUACAUCAUCAUGUUCCCCAAGUUUCCAGAGUAGAAGAAAAAAGUCGAAUACCACUUAAACAAUAUACUAAAACUGUUAAUUUUGGUAGAAAAUCAAAGUCUCCGUCUGAAGAGGACAGUUACCCAUCAUUUUUAGAUGAUCCAAGCGGCUAUUUAGCACAGCAGACAGCUCUACUGAAUAAUACUAUAAGUACCAAUUCAUUUUCACCAUUAUCUCCUCCUGCAAGACCAUACARGCAAGAAAAACCUAGAUAUACAACAAAUGUUACAACAAUGGCUAGUGGUCGAACAGCUAGUUCAAAUACAAUUACUUCAGUGCAGGCUGGUAGAACCAAUACAUCUGUGGUAACAGUGAACACAUCUGAAGACCAAGUAUUACCACCUACUCAACAACAAUCAAUCACAUCCAAAACACCUUUAGAAAUGGUACAAAGUGUUGUAAGUAGCAUACAAGUACCUACAUCUUCAGAAAAAUCAAGUAUUCAACCAAGCCAUAUAUUAUUGACAAGUAAUGGACAAUUUAUAAUGGCAUCAACUAAAAUACAAUCUCCUAAUACAUCCCAAGUUCUUUCAUCAGUACAACAUCAACCUACUGUCCUUGUAAAUACUUUACAGGGAGGUCAAAGUACUUUACUACUUCAGCCAGGAAAUGUUAUGACUGUUGAUCAAGUGCAGGUACCACAACUUGCUGUUGCUACAGGAAAUAUGGAUAAUAGUGGAGCAUUUUCACCUAGAGGUUCAAAUCUAUUAUCUCCUCCAGAUUCCAAACGUAAAACUAUAAAUUCUAAAAAACGAAAAUCACCUCAAAUAUCUCCCAAUCAUCAGAAUAAUUCUAGUGUAUUGUUACAACCUCAACAGCAAAACUAUAAUCAGCCUGUUGUUCAAACAUUAAUACUACCAAAUAAAACCACCCAAUAUGGCAACCAACAACUGAUAACAAAUGUGAUACAACCUGUUAGUCUUGUUCAUAAUCUUCCAGCUAUCCAACAAUUCAUUGUACCAGCAAAUUUAGGUGGCGUAGUUAUGGCUGACAAUUCUAUACUACAAGACGCAGUGCAAUUAAACGUUAUAACCCCAUUUUCUAAUACUGGUCAAAAUUUAUUGCCUACUGGAAUGGUUUUAAGGACGCCUCAAACACAACAAAGACCACAACAAAGUAAUCAAUUUAUCGUGAAUAGUGUUGGCCAAUUGAGCCCAAUUUUAGCUAGCUUGAGUCCUAAUCAAUCACAAAACCAGAGUAGGAAUCAGCAACAAAAUGAUUACAUACACGUAGUACCAUGUUCUAUUCAACAAAAUCAAGAAAAUACCACUGUAGUUCAACAAAAUACAACUAUUGUUCAACAGCAGAUGACCAUGGUAUCUGGACAACAAGGCAAUGAGCAAGGAAAUUUAAUUAUGAAUGAAAAACAAAGUCAAAAUUAUAUUAUUGCUGAUAACAAACAACAAGGGUUUAUUCUGAGUCCUAAAGAUAAGCAGCAGUCAGGUGGCACGCAUUUUAUUUUAAAUAAUAUGAAUUCCGAGAAACAAASCCAAAGUUUUAUAAUUACCAGUCCAACUUCUGGAGAUAAACAACUCUGUGGAAAUUUCAUCCUUGAAAAAACUAAUUCAUCAGGGAAUUUCAUAAUUACUACAACAAAUUCUGAUAAAAAUUCUAAAUUUGCUAAACACUCAGUAUCUACACAAACUGCUGCUGGACAACAAGUGUUACAGAUUUCAUCUACACCUGCCCUAAUUGUUGCUACAAAUCGGAAUGCUUAUGUAGGUAGUCCACCUGAUACAACUACUUUAAGUCCUGUUAGUGGACAGAGUCCUUCAGCUAAACCAGAAAUGCCUUCAAGUUCUGUAACAGCUGAUUUGGAUGCAUUAUCUCCAUCGUCGACAUUAUCUGAUAUACAAAAUAGGCAACCAAUGGUUCAUUGUAUUUCAAGUAGUAAUGUURUGGAUUGGUCUGACAAUUCAGCAGAUGAAAGAAAGACUAUAUCUAACUCUUCUGACUCACCUAACAUGUACUCCGUAGAACAUUCAUUUCCUAGAUGAUACAAUAUCAUUAGAAAAUACAUGGUUCAAGGAAAUUCAACCACAAGGUAAUGAUACACAUCUUGGCCAUCAAAACAAGUUCCUAUUAAAAAAGUAAAUAAAAAUAUAGUGUUGUUUAUGAGAAACUACAAUGUGUAAUUUUAAAAACUGUAUAAUAUUUCCUAAAUAAGUUAGGUUAUUAUAUAUUAUUACAAUGUAAUAAUUCC
Messenger RNA from Diuraphis noxia (Russian wheat aphid), 3629 nucleotides. RefSeq lists its product as uncharacterized. Gene Ontology annotation, molecular function: DNA binding; chromatin binding. Gene Ontology annotation, cellular component: nucleus; chromocenter. The record is from RefSeq and is a predicted model, not a curated record. NCBI's taxonomy places the organism in Eukaryota, Metazoa, Arthropoda, Insecta, Hemiptera, Aphididae.